This is a messenger RNA of Peronospora belbahrii, 1239 nucleotides long. NCBI's taxonomy places the organism in Eukaryota, Oomycota, Peronosporomycetes, Peronosporales, Peronosporaceae. The record is from the annotation of a GenBank genome assembly.
AUGGGCAACCAGUUAGCAGUCUCAUUCGAACAGCGUGUGUCCAUUUCUGGCAGAUUUUUGAAAGUUAGGCGUCGAUCGGGUUCAUUUCGUCACUUGGUGUCACCCUCGUCUUCAUUGCUGCAGAAAUCGCAUCAUCAAAACCAAAAGCGUCGUUCUCGUUCACAGAGUGAAGGGCUAACAAGUGACUGCGGUACUGCAAUCUCUACGACUGACUCACAAUUACCUCGAGGCUCAGGUUUUAGUGACAAAGCAGGGAACGACAUGAAAUUGUCAUUGCCAUUAGAUUCGACUAAAGAAGAAGACGAUGAGCAGUCAAGAAGCGUAAGAGAUUGCUACAAUCGUAAACAGAAUCGUGAACAUACAACAGACCAGACUAGACGUAUCCAUGAAGCCGAAAAGAUUUUACUUGAAAUUGCCAAGGAGUAUGCAGCUAAGAGAGCAGCAGGUUUGGUACCGAUGAAGCCAGUACCGGCAAGAACAUUGUUGUGGGAAGAGAUGGAGAGAAGAACGCAACGAAUUCGAGCAGGUUAUGGACGACGCGGAACUUGCCUUUUUGGCAGAGAUACAGAUAAAGGGCCAUGCGGAUGUUCUAACUACAAGAAGAUGAAGAAGCUGGCCGAUGGACUUGAUAAUACGGGAGGAGUGUGUGAGUGCUGCAAACACGGAGCUCCGUGGCAUCGACUUGCAGGAGGAUCAAAGGCUGCAACUGGUACUGGCACUUUGAGUUUGGGUAUGACGCGCGCAUCCAUGCGUUCACGAGGCGCUCGGAGUCGUGCAAGUAGUCGCAACAGUCACACAGUAUCAAGGAGUGGAAGUAUUCAGCAGCAGCAGACACCGAUUGACGGGUCGAUGUAUUCAUUAGGUAGCGACUACUAUGACGAGUAUGAUGAUGAGUAUGAUAGCGAUGAAGAAAGUGAUGACGACGAGAAUAUUGCUAACGAGAUGGCAAGGCCAGAUGGUAUGAUAGGUGAUCUAACACCACCACUUAUACAAAGCCAUGCUCGAAGUGAGGGUGAUCAACGAGACCGCAAUUCACUUUUUUUAAAUGGAGACAGCUUUGGAUUCCCACCACGUCUUUCAAGUACAAGUCGUCAUCUGGACAAGCUUUUGAAUGCAAUUGCUAAAUACCGAGCUAUGGGUCUAUCUGAAGAUGAAAUUGAGAUUAAAAUUCGAGAGGAUUUUCCACCCGCUUGGCGAUUAUCAUAUGGUAGUGGACAUUUAAAUCGUGCUAGUCAUUGA